CAUGUGGAUGUCGGUGCAUGUACCUGUGUGAACGAGCGGUUAUUUACCUGUGUGCUUACUCAGUGGCCAGGACGCGGCCGAGUAUAAAUAGGUCUUCUCAACGAACCUCCUCACACACUGUUCUACACAAUCUGCUACAAUGAACACUGUAAUCUGUUUGGGUUUGCUGAUGUGCGUGGGCUUGGCCUACGCGGCGGUGGUGGUGCCGGCGGAACACGCUGAAGCUGCCGCACCCGCUGCGGAGGAGGCGCUGGAAGGCCAGGAGUCAGCCUGGGGAGGCCGCGGCUGGGGCGGCGGCUGGGGCGGACGAGGCUGGGGCGGCGGCUGGGGCGGACGCGGCUGGGGCGGCGGCUGGGGCCACGGAGGCUGGGGCGGACGCGGCUGGGGAGGCGGUUGGGGCAACGGAGGCUGGGGCGGUCGCGGCUGGGGCGGCGGCUGGGGCUACGGAGGCUAUGGAUGGGGCCGUUAACUCGCACUCGACCCAAACGAUAAAACAAUUGAUCAAAGCUAAAGCAAAACACCAUCUAUUAAAUAUUGGCAUUGGCAAAAUUUUGCACCGGUAUUCUUUAAUCUGUGAUGAGAUUGUAAUAAAAUUAACUCCUACCGAA
Pectinophora gossypiella (pink bollworm) is the source of this 608-nucleotide messenger RNA. RefSeq lists its product as uncharacterized. The record is from RefSeq and is a predicted model, not a curated record. The transcript is spliced from 2 exons. The coding region runs from base 140 to 469 and encodes 109 amino acids. Lineage: Eukaryota; Metazoa; Arthropoda; Insecta; Lepidoptera; Gelechiidae.